UGAUUCUGAUUUCCAGCUGUUGAGAACCUGUAAACCUACGUUUUUGAUACUAGCCUGGGUUCUACAAGAAUCGUGACCUUAAAAAAAAUCAAGACAGAUGUAGACUUUUUCAUGACAUAAGGCAGCAAAUACAACCUAAAAUCUAGAGGGUUUUCCUUGCCAGUGGAUUGUGUAGAAUACACUGCCUGUCUCUUGUCUUCUGUUCACCAUGGCUUCUUCUGAUAUCCAGGUGAAAGAACUGGAGAAGCGUGCCUCAGGCCAGGCUUUUGAGCUGAUUCUCAGCCCUCGAUCAAAAGAAUCCGUCCCAGAAUUCCCCCUUUCUCCUCCAAAGAAGAAGGAUCUUUCUCUGGAGGAAAUUCAGAAGAAAUUAGAAGCUGCAGAAGAAAGGCGCAAGUCCCAUGAAGCUGAGGUCCUGAAACAGCUUGCUGAGAAACGAGAGCACGAGAAAGAAGUGCUUCAGAAAGCGAUCGAAGAGAACAACAACUUCAGCAAAAUGGCAGAGGAGAAAUUGACCCACAAAAUGGAAGCCAAUAAAGAGAAUCGGGAGGCACAAAUGGCUGCCAAACUGGAGCGUUUGCGAGAGAAGGACAAGCACAUUGAAGAAGUACGGAAGAACAAAGAAUCCAAAGAUCCUGCUGACGAGACUGAAGCUGACUAAUUUGUUUUGAGAACUGACUUUCUCCCCCUCCCCUUCCUAAAUAUCCAAAGACUGUACUGGCCAGUGUCAUUUUAUUUUUGCCCUCCUGACAAAUGUUCUAGAAGCUGAUGUAGGACUAUAGGUAGAUCCAGAUUGUAUGAUGUUGUUUUAGGGGCUAAAGGGGAGAAACUAAAAGUGUUUUACUCUUUUUCUAAAGUGUUGAAGUCUUUCUAAUGUAGCUAUUUUUUCUUGUUGCAUCUUUUCUACUUCAGUACACUUGGUGUACUGGGUCAAUGGCUAGUACUGUAUUGGCUCUGUGGAAACAUGGUUGUGAAAAGAGUAUGUAGUGGCUUCUUUCAAACUUAGAUGCUGAAUUAUCUGUUCACUUUUAAAUUCCAGUUCUGUCCCAAUCUUACCAGAUGCUACUGUACUUGAAUGGUUAAUAAAACUGCACAGUGCUGUUGGUGCCAGUAGCUUCUUUCUAUCCAGGGAGUACAUUGUCCAGUGACAGAGGCCCUCCUGGCUGAUGCUCCAGGUGGGGCCUUUGGACUGGCGGGAAUACCCAGCAUGCGUAGCACUGCAAGUUCUCUGCCCUCGAGUUGUUUGUAUUGUCUUCUUCCACAAUCAUCACUUUGUUGUCAUGCCUUGGCCCAGAUAGCUGUUAUGAUAGUCUGUCAGAUGUUUAUUUGCAAACAAGCAUUUUUUUGUUCCUGUGGCCCUGUUAAAAAGACAGAUUCAAAGCACAAAUGGUGUUUCUAGAGACCAGUUUAGAGGAAAUCUGAAGAUCGUAGUUAAAAAUAUUUGACAAUUCCAUGUUAUAGCUGGGGAUGGGGCAUGUCCUAAUACUUUCCUGCCGUAGAAGCUACGACUCAAGAAUGGGAAUAUUAAAAUAAUAAAAGUUGCUAUGCCCCUGUAGCA
Rhinolophus ferrumequinum (greater horseshoe bat) is the source of this 1555-nucleotide messenger RNA. It is a transcript of the gene STMN1, whose product is annotated as stathmin 1. The record is from RefSeq and is a predicted model, not a curated record. Gene Ontology annotation, biological process: microtubule depolymerization; neuron projection development; regulation of microtubule polymerization or depolymerization. The transcript is spliced from 5 exons. Gene Ontology annotation, molecular function: tubulin binding. NCBI's taxonomy places the organism in Eukaryota, Metazoa, Chordata, Mammalia, Chiroptera, Rhinolophidae. Gene Ontology annotation, cellular component: neuron projection; cytoplasm. The coding region runs from base 209 to 658 and encodes 149 amino acids.